Closterium sp. NIES-65 is the source of this 2709-nucleotide messenger RNA. The record is from the annotation of a GenBank genome assembly. NCBI's taxonomy places the organism in Eukaryota, Viridiplantae, Streptophyta, Zygnematophyceae, Desmidiales, Closteriaceae.
AUGGGGGGCAUGGGUCCGGUGGCAAUGGAGGAGGGCGGCAGUGGAGGCGGGGGAGUGAUACAAGUGAGCUUCACGGACAUGCACGACUUUAAGACGCUCGUGUCAUUGCAAGAUGCCAUCGCGCUCAACCAGGUGGAGAAGAGAGCGCAGGAGCGGAGUCGAGUGUGGUGGAGCCAUGAAGCCAACCGAGGGCCGCACUGGUUCCACGUCGAGGACGGCACACAGGCCGCACGCACCCACGCCGCCAUCGCCACCAACCCCUCUCUCCACACCCCCGCCUCGCGCUCCCUCCCCCACUCCCACACCCACUCCAUCUCCCACGCCCACUCCCACACACACUCGCAAUCCCUUCCGCACUCUCAGCCCCACUCGCGUUCCCAUAGCAUGUCUGUGUCGUCGCUCUCUAAGUGCGUUAGCGAGGCUUCGAGCAGAGACAGUUCGUGCCAUGGUCCUAUGCCUCUCUCCGCCUCCUCUUCCUCCUCCCUGCCUUGUCCUGCCACCCCUGCCACCUCUGGUCCUGCCACUGCCACUGCAACAGCAGCCACACCAGCGGUUGCUGUCACCAUUCCUUCCCCCACUUCUGGCCCUCCUCUUUCUGCUGCACGCGCACUCAUCUCCUCCUCCUCCACCGCCGCAGAUCUAGAUUCUUCCUUCCCCCCCUGUGCCGCCUCCCCUCCCUUAGGCUGCUGUAUAGCCGCCUCUGCCUCCUCCCCUCUCCUCUCCUUCUCCAUCACCAGUAACACCGACUCCUCAACCCCCACCUCCUCCUCCGCCUCUGCAUCAACCCCCGCCUCCUCCCUCCAACCGCGCACGUCCUCAGGCUCCUCCCCGUCGCCCUACAGACCCUCCGCCUCCCCCCUCCGCACACGCCCCCACGCGUCCUCCGUCCCCUCUCGCCACUCCGCGUCCCCCCUCCGCUCCUCCCGCCACUCUGCCUCCCCGCUUCGCUCCCGCCACUCCGCCUCCCCGCUCCGCUCCCGCCCCUCCUCCUCCUCCACCUCAGCCUCCUCCCGCCCGUCCUCCUCCUCGUCCUCCACCACACCCUCCCUCACGAGCAUUGCGUUUGGCAGUGGGGCGGUCUCGUCAGCAACGCUCAAGAGGCUGAUAAGGAAGGGCAUUCCGCCGCACCUGCGGGCGCGCGUGUGGAAGGCGGUGUCAGGCGCGGGGCGCAAGCAGGCAGUGGCGCCGGUGGACUACUAUCAAUGGCUCGUGGAGCAGACUACAGGCAAAGAGACGGACCACACCUUGCAGAUCGACAAUGACCUGCACCGCACGUUCCCAGGGCAUCCGCGCAUGGACACAGCAGAGGGGCUGGCAGCGCUGCGCCGAGUGCUCGUGGCCUACUCCUUCAGAGACACCCACGUGGGGUACUGCCAGGGCAUGAACUAUGUUGCAGCAUACCUGCUGCUGGUGAUGCGCAGCGAGGAGGACGCGUUCUGGAUGCUGGCGACGCUGGUGGAGAACGUGCUGUACGACGACUGCUUCGCCGAGGACCUCUUUGGCGUGCACGUGGAGCAGCGCGUGCUCAAAGACCUGCUGCACCGCAAGCAGCCCAAGCUGGCAGCGCAUCUGGACGCCAUUCAGUUUGAGCCGUCGCUCGUCACCACCGAGUGGUUUCUCUGUGUCUUUGCCAAGAGCUUCCCCUCCGAGUCUCUCUCUUCCUCGUCACCACUGAGUGAGUGGUUCCUCUGUGACUUUGCCAAGAGCUUCCCCUCCGAGGUACCUGCGAUGCCCUGCUGCCUCUUUCUCUCAAAUGCUCUCUCUCCCUCUCUACCAACCUUGUUCGAUCUCUCGCUAGCUCUUUUUCCAAUCCUACCUCCUUCUUCCCAACCUCAUCCUCUGCACAAUGCUGUGCGGCUGUGCCUCCGGACCUGUCUUGCUUCUCUCCUCCACUCCCCCUCUUCCAACCACCCACCCCUAUCUAUCUUUGCUUCCUCAUCCUCUCCCUCACCAUCCGCCCCCACCUGCCUCUUGUGCCCUUUCCCCUCUCACCCUUUCCCAUCAUUCCCCCACCAUCCAUCCCCCAUCGCAUCCCCAUCACAUCUCCACCAUCUCUCCCCCCUUCCCCAUGUGUACCACACUAAGCUGCACGAUGCUGCGCGUGUGGGACGGGACGUGCUGUUCAACGAGGGUGCCAACCAAGGUGCUCGUCUGCGUGGAGCGUGCUGUGCUCUUCUCUCACCUUCCUUCUCACUCACCAUGCCUCCCCCGUCCCCCCUUGCGUGCGCCGCGCCGCGCCACCAGACUACUCUGCGCGUGUGGGACGUGUUAUUCAACGAGGGUGCCAAGGUGCUCUUCCGUGUCGCACUCGCACUCUUCAAGAUGAACGAGGCGGAGCUAUACCAGGCAGCGCAUGUGGGGGAGGCGGUGGAUGUGAUGAACGAGGCGGAGCUAUACCAGGCGGCGCAUGUGGGGGAGGCGGUGGAGGUGCUGGUGCGGUCCACAGCGCAGCAGUACGACCCCGAGGUGCUGCUGCAGGUGAGAGACCGUGAAAGAGCCACCGUGGGCCUGCCUGCCUUGUGUGGUCCUGUGCUGCACCACGGCCUUGUCAUCAUCUUGCCUCCCUCUCCUCUCCCUCUUCCCUCCCUCUCCCCUCCCUCUCCGCCCCCCUGGCCCCACCAGGUGGCGUUUGACCGGUUGGGAAGCAUGCUGAUGGCCACGAUAGCCAAUCAGCGGUGGCUGCAGAUCAUCACACCGCCCUACUCUUAG